GCACGACCAGAUGAACAAAAAGCUUCUAGUAGUAGAGUUGCAUUUGCAGCUGCAGGAGCAGAUGAACAAAUAGAGGCUUGUAGUUCUACUCGUAGACGAGUUGGAGAAGGUCUUGCAGGAGAGCACCGUGGACCACAAGGACGAGAAGUAGUACCUCCGG
Amoebophrya sp. A25 is the source of this 160-nucleotide messenger RNA. The record is from the annotation of a GenBank genome assembly. NCBI's taxonomy places the organism in Eukaryota, Dinophyceae, Syndiniales, Amoebophryaceae.